CACUCCAAAAAGAACUGCUCUCAACCGACUGGAGUUCAGCCUGCCAGGCUUCUGGAUUGAAGCAACUCUUUCCUUUACAGGGAGCUACCCGCUACCUAAGGUACUACCUGCUUCUUAGACAAAGGCCUCUGGAGCUCUAGUGGCAGCAGACAGAGAGACUUUGGAGUUGGUGGAACUGCUGAGCACUGUGAGUGAAGAAGAAGAGAUGGCAGACCUGAGAUCCAGCUCCCUGAGGGAACCAGAAAUUGAGCUUUUCGUGAAGGCUGGAAUUGACGGGGAGAGCAUUGGGAAUUGUCCCUUUUGCCAACGCCUCUUCAUGGUCCUCUGGCUCAAAGGGGUUAAGUUCAAUGUGACCACGGUGGACAUGACAAGGAAACCGGAAGAGUUGAAAGAAUUAGCCCCCGGAACCAACCCUCCUUUCUUGGUGUUUAACAAGGAGCUGAAAACAGACUUCAUUAAAAUUGAGGAGUUCCUGGAACAGACCCUGGCUCCUCCAAGAUAUCCACACCUGAGUCCCAGAUACAAGGAGUCCUUUGACGUGGGCAGUGACAUCUUUGCCAAGUUCUCCGCCUACAUCAAGAACACCCAGAAGGAGGCAAAUCAGAAUUUUGAAAAAGCUUUGCUGAGAGAGUUUAAGCGCCUGGAUAACUAUCUAAACAGCCCGCUUUUGGAUGAAAUUGACCAGGACAGUGCAGAUGAAGUUUUGGUUUCCAGAAGAAGGUUCCUGGAUGGGGAUCACCUGACAUUAGCAGACUGCAACCUGUUGCCCAAAUUAAAUAUCAUUAAGGUUGCGGCCAAGAAAUAUCGUGAUUUUGACAUCCCCGCCGAAUUUUCAGGAGUCUGGCGCUAUCUCCACAAUGCCUAUGCUCAGGAGGAGUUCACCCACACGUGUCCUGAUGACAAGGAGAUUGAAUGCACGUACGCCAGUGUUGCUAAGAAGAUGAGCUAGAAAUUAAAGACUGUGUGUUUCUGGA
This is a messenger RNA of Tachyglossus aculeatus (Australian echidna), 974 nucleotides long. RefSeq names its product chloride intracellular channel 2 (gene CLIC2). Lineage: Eukaryota; Metazoa; Chordata; Mammalia; Monotremata; Tachyglossidae. Bases 206 to 949 code for a protein of 247 amino acids. The record is from RefSeq and is a predicted model, not a curated record. The transcript is spliced from 6 exons.